CGGAGUAAUUAAGCAGCACCUGACCUACCGGAGUUGGUAGUGACGCGCGAGGGGGUGAUAUAGAUGGCGGCGAGGGCGAGCCCAUCCAGACCCGCCGCCGUCGCAGGCGGCUGCUGCUCCGCCGUGCUGCUCGCGGCGGCGCUGCUCUUCUCAGCUCCGUCGACCGCAGAUGCUUAUGAUUCCCUGGAUCCACACGGUAACAUCACAAUAAAAUGGGACGUUAUGCAAUGGACUCCUGAUGGCUAUGUUGCUGUUGUCACAUUGUUCAACUACCAGCAAUUCCGGCACAUCCAGCCGCCGGGGUGGCAGCUGGGAUGGACGUGGGCGGAGAAGGAGGUGAUCCGGUCGAUGCGCGGCGCGCUCGCCGUCGAGCAGAGCGACUGCUCCGUGUUCAGGAUCAACAACGGCAGCGCCCCCCACAGCUGCAAGAGGGAUCCCACCGUCGUCGACCUUCUCCCGGGCGUCCCGGACGACAUGAGGGUGGCCAACUGCUGCAGGGCCGGAUCGCUGAGCGCAUCCAGCCAGGACCCUGCAAAUGCUGCCGCCUCGUUUCAGAUCACGGUGGGUCUCGCCGGGAGCAGCAACAGCACGGUUAGGCUGCCCAGGAACUUCAGUCUCGGUGCCCCCGGCCCUGGGUACACCUGUGGCCGUGCUGUGGUCGUCAGGCCUAGCAUGUUCUUCAGUCAGGAUGGGAGGAGGGUAACUCAGGCUCUGAUGACAUGGGAUGUGAUCUGCACAUACUCCCAGUUUCUUGCAAGCAAGGUGCCAAGCUGCUGUGUUUCCUCGUCGUUUGACAGUGACAAAACCGCCAACUGCCCAACAUGCUCCUGUGGCUGCCGAAAUGACAAUGCUACUACAGGAAAAUGUGUGAAGAAGAAUGCACCUGAUUUGCAGUCCAUCAUCAAUGGCCCUGGAAGAUGGACUUGGGAACCUCUUCUCCAGUGCACUCCACACAUGUGCCCAGUACAAAUAAACUGGCACCUGGAGCACAAGGACAAGGAACACUGGAGAGUGAAGAUCACUGUCACUAACCUGAACUACCGCAUGAACCACAGCGAGUGGAACUUGGUCUUUCAGCCUCUGAACUCCGAUAUCACCAAGAUAUCUGGGUUUAAUUACAAGUCUAUUUUGCCAUAUGGAAUCGGCAGAAAUGAUACUGGGAUGAUUUGGGGAGUAAAGCCCUACAACGAUUUGCUCAUGCAAGCUGGUCCUCUUGGAGAUGUGCAAGGAGAACUAAUUGUGAGAAAGAACUUGAUGGCUUCUUCCACUGCUGCAGAUAAGCAGCGAUGGGCUUUCCCGAGCCGUGUGUACUUCAACGGCGACAAUUGUGUCAUGCCACCUCCUGAUGGAUAUCCAGUUAGUAUUAUGGCUUAGGGACAGUCAGUCUGAGACCAUUGUAUCCCAUACUAUAUUUACUAGUUCAUGAAUAAAGUGUUGUCUUUUGUCUCAUGAAUCAUGUAUCUAUCAUCUAUGUUGAUCAGGAAAUGAUUUUCAUCACUCAGUUGGAUAUUCACUUAUUC
This is a messenger RNA of Oryza brachyantha (malo sina), 1520 nucleotides long. RefSeq names its product COBRA-like protein 4. Gene Ontology annotation, cellular component: plasma membrane. Gene Ontology annotation, biological process: cellulose microfibril organization; plant-type cell wall cellulose biosynthetic process. The record is from RefSeq and is a predicted model, not a curated record. NCBI's taxonomy places the organism in Eukaryota, Viridiplantae, Streptophyta, Magnoliopsida, Poales, Poaceae.